AUGCCGCUGGGAAUCAACCUGUUUGGCAAGGGCCACACGCAGGAGGCCCAGCAGGAAUCUGCCAAAGAAAUGGUUCGACAAUGGCAGAGAAAUCUACGCUCUGAAGCUCGAGGUUUGGACAGAAGCAUCAGGAAAAUCGAGCAGGAGGAAGACAAGAUUCGGAAAGAUAUCCAGGCUAUGGCAAAGCAAGGGGGCGACCCCAAGAGCAUUCAAAUGCUUGCAAAGUCUCUCAUUCGAUCGAGCAAGGCGAAGGCCACGUGA
Messenger RNA from Symbiodinium necroappetens, 261 nucleotides. The record is from the annotation of a GenBank genome assembly. Lineage: Eukaryota; Dinophyceae; Suessiales; Symbiodiniaceae.